Molecule: messenger RNA, 3830 nt
Organism: Odontomachus brunneus
Lineage: Eukaryota; Metazoa; Arthropoda; Insecta; Hymenoptera; Formicidae
Product: 1-phosphatidylinositol 4,5-bisphosphate phosphodiesterase gamma-1-like
Exons: 4
Coding region: 389-1342 (317 amino acids)
Biological process (GO): positive regulation of epithelial cell migration; lipid metabolic process; phosphatidylinositol-mediated signaling
Molecular function (GO): phosphatidylinositol-4,5-bisphosphate phospholipase C activity
Source: RefSeq, a predicted model, not a curated record
UAUUUUAUGAAGUAUUUACAAUAUUCUUAUUUACUAUUUACAAUGAUUUUAUCUCAGUAUUUUUCAGUAUUCUCAGUACUAUUUAGACAUAGGAUGACGAGUGUAAUUGAUUUAUAAAAAAUAAUGCAUUUAAAAAACUCAAAACAAAAAUUCAAGACAAUGAUAUGACCUUGACGCGAUCUUAGUGAAACAACUCAAAAUCAAAGUAAAGUCAUAAUUUAUAUUCGUCAUAAUAUAUUCGUCUGUAAAUCAAAUAACUUCUACUUGAAAUAUUUUUGUUCAGAAAAUGCUUAGUUUCUGAGAAAAUCCAAUAUAUCACUUAAAAUGAAUCACUCUGUAUAUUACAUCUAAUAAAUGAAUAUUUUAUAUUUUGUAGUCUGCAGAUUCUAUGAUGCUCGGUAGUUUGCAGAAAGGAUCAUUAGAUAUAAUGGGUGCUGUAGUAGAAUUAACGGUUUGUCAAGAAAGACCAGGUUUGGAAUGGAUUUUAAGAAUACAAAAUCCAAGUAUGUGUUCAAUAUUUGAAGUUGCAACACCUUCAAAAGAUACUGCAUUGGAAUGGAUGUCCAGUAUCAAAGAGACUGCGCAAAAUGCAAGUGUUAGGGAAAGUCAGCACAAAGAAAUGGAAAGAGCAUGGAGAAUAGCCAAGGAAAUGUCUAAUCUUAUAGUCUAUUGUAGAUCAGUUGCAUUUAACAUAGAAAGGAUAAGGACUAAGGGAUUUACAUUUAACGAGAUGAGUAGUUUUCCUGAAACAAAGGCUGAAAAAUUAAUGUGUCAACAAGAAAACAAAUUUUUCAUAAAAUAUCAUCAGAUUCAAUUCAGCAGAGUUUAUCCAAAGGGACAGCGUAUUGAUUCAUCUAAUUAUAAUCCUGUACCAAUAUGGAAUUCUGGUUCUCAAAUGGUAGCUUUGAAUUAUCAAACUGGAGAUAAAUGGAUGCAAUUAAAUCAGGCUAAAUUUAAAGAAAAUGGCAAUUGCGGUUAUUUAUUGAAACCAGAAUUUAUGUUUAAACAUGACUUUAAUCCGUAUGAUAAAAGUUCAUUAUACGAAGUUAAUUCAUUUAAAAUUAAUUUGAAAAUUAUUGGAGCUAGACAUUUAAUGAGAUCAGGAAGAGGUAUUGCCAAUCCAUUUAUUGAAGUAGAAAUUAUAGGUUCAGAUUUUGACUCGGGAAUAAAAUUGACAACAAAAACUAUAUCGGACAAUGGAUUUAAUCCAAUAUGGAAUGAAACAUGCGAAUUUGAGAUAUUUAAUCCAUAUUUUGCCCUUAUAAGAUUUUUAGUCCAAGAUGAAGAUAUGUUUGGUGACAGUAACUUUAUAGGACAAGCUACCUAUCCAGUAAGUACUUAAUUAUUGUGCCUAUCGAAAAACAUUUCUGCGUACUUAUGUGUAUGUAUAUGCACAUAAGUGUAAAUAGUUUUAAAUAAAAAACAUUGGUAAAAAUGUUUAGAAUAGAACACUACUCUCCAAUAAUUUUGAUGAUGAUAUAUAUUAUCAAGGGCAUCCUCCUGAGUAACAAUCAAGUUUUAGCCGUCGCUUAUUAUCUAUUAAAAAAUUACUAACAAAAGAAGUUUCAUGAAUAGAACGUAAUUUUGCGGCACAGUGUACAUUUAAUAAAUUUAAAAAGUACAUUUUUACGUACAAUAUAGCAAACAAUACACGUAUAUGCACGGGGGAGGGGUUCCGCCUCUCUCGCCACACUCCCUCUCCAAAAAAAUAAUCCUUUCUUUUUGGUGACGCAUGAGAAAUGCAUUACGCAUAUCCGUAGCUCUCGAGGGAGAACCCGGGAUCGCUUUAUACAUACUAUCAGUGCUCCACUGUGCGUCGAGAUCUUGUUAUUGGAGGCUCCAUCCCUGGGAGGACUUUUGUUUGUUCCCCUUUUGCCGAUUUUGUUCACGGUGGGGCCACGCCACUGUGCCGCCUUUCUCCCGGGCUGUGUUAGCAAGAGGUGGAGGGCCUAUUACUGUAGGCAGAUACUCGCACCUCUUGACUCUCCUCCUUCCUUUCGCUCGAUGAGUGGGGUCGGCGAGAGGAUCUUUUUUCCGACCCCGCUCUACGGCCUCCUUUUGCUACAUUAAUGUACAUACAUGUUUUGCAAAAGGAGGCCAUCGCGUUCCACGUAUCCUCGUUGCCGACCAUGUUUUUCACGAGAAGUCCUCCCCUAUUUCUUCUCAGAGGACACGGCGCUGUUCCGCCCACUUCUGGACAAUCCUCCAGAAUGUGCUGCUUCAUGUCCUUCGCGUGGCCGCACUCAUGACAUCUCAUCGUCGCUUUCCGGGCCGUUAUUCUGCACAGGUACUUUCCAAAGGAACCGUGUCCGGAGAACAUUUACACGAUCCAGAAGGAGAGUCCGUCUCGCCGCUGCUUGACUCACUCUCUCAGUACGGAUCAAACGGCCCCGAUAGUUCUGAGGUCGGCCUUUAUAUGGGCCAACCUCUCCUUCCACUUUGCGUAGAGAAGCUGUCGAGACUGGUGCCUCUUCCCCUCGACCGUCUUCUGCAUGAUGGGGCCGCUGAGACCGCGUCCCCGGAGCUCCACGCGCCGCUGAUACACCGACGCGUAGACUACGACGACAAGGUCCCAUGGUAGUGACCCCGCUAACACGCACGCCGCCUGGAGGGUGAUGGUGCGGUACUCCCGUAAAAAAAAAAAAACUAAUCCUAACCUAACCGAUCUAUUAAAAUAUAGUAAACCAUAUUCGUAUAUUAUGUACAAAAAAUAUUGCAAACUGUACUGCAUUUUUAUUUUUACAUUGUUUUCUACCGAAUAUGGAAAAACGCAAAGGUUGGGUUGCGUAUAUAGGAUGUCUGACUCGUAUCGUACCAGAACUAAUAUAUAGCUAGAAUAAGUCGUGACGAGUAAUGGAAUCGGUGUCUUUUUUUAAACAACCAUGUAAAAUUUCGAGUUACUAAAUAAAAUAGAUGAACUAAUCAGAACGUGUGGCGCGGCAGGCGGUCCUCGCUGAUGUAUUCCAUCCUUAAAUUCCUGUGUAAAUUGUCAUUUCUGAUAUACCAUCUACAAUAUUCCGCAGAACUUUAUUUUGGAAUCUUUGGAUACCGUCCAUAUUCGUCUUCUUAGCGCAACCCCCAAAGUUGGAUACUGUACGUUCAUACAGGCUUCAAAACUUGUCGAUACAAUAGCAGUUUAUUGCGAAUGCUCAGCUCAGAAUUCCUUCCCAACAAUGAGUACAUGUUUCUAUAUUUGAUGUUCAAUUCUUUUAUUUUUUUCUUAACAUACUCUUUCCAUUUAAGUUCUACAUCAAGCGUCACGUCAAGAUAUUUGACAGUAUUCGUAUAAGGUAUUUUCUGCGAGUUAAUUUCAAUCGGUAUCCUGUUGACUUUGUGAUUUGUAAAAUUUAUAUGAGCCGAUUUCGUCUCAUUUAGUUUAAUUCGUCAUCUUUUUGUCCAAUUACUAUAUUAGCAGCUCUUUGUAAUUUGCUGGUUAAUUCCUUUAUGCAAUCUCCAGUCACUAGGAUCGCUAUAUCGUCAGCGAAUUUUGUGACUUCUUUCAGGUUCGAUAUAUCGUUUGUAUAUAGCAGAAAUAAAACUGGUCCUAAUACGCCACCUUGCGAUACCCUUGCUGAUAUUUUCUUUAACUCAGAAUAUUCUUCUUCGCACUUGACACGAAAGUAUCUAUCUGCAAUAUGGAUUUUAAGACCGUAGUAUUACUUUAGAAGGUUUCGUUGUAGUUUGCACUCCAAACCUCGGUUCCAACUAGCAAAAUAAUAUUGAAAAAACAUUUUUUAAAAUAUUUAAAAAACAUUUACAAAAUAUUUUUAAAAACGUUAAAAACAAUGAGUUAAGUUUACUUUUUUUAAUAAAAAAAUGUUUUUUUUAAU